AUGGCCGGCUCUAUCGAUGCACCCAACUCUGGUUACGCGACGGCCAUCGACGAAGAUGAAGUCACGAGUGGACAUACUCAAGCCAGAGACAAACUAGAGGAAGCUUUGUCCCGCGUGAAUGAGCUAUUGGAUAGGGCCACGAAAGAGAUGGACGAUGGUGUCCUGGCAAACGCGAUGGACUCGUUACGGGAGACCAUCCGUCACGAAGAAGAGGACGACGGAACGCGCGCGAAGGCUGAAGCUGGCCUGAUCAAAGCUCUUGUAACCCGGUUCGCUCGGUAUGGAUGGGUUGAUGACAUGGAUGAAGGGAUGAAGCUUUUGCUGAGGAAGAAGUCAAAUCCAUUGACAUCCAUCCGUGGAGCGAAGGUUUGGUUGAAGGACAAGUUGAAUCCAUUCAUCCGUGAAUCGCCAGCAUCUGGCUUACGGGGCAAGCGCUGCGUGGACAACAUAUCCUUCGCCCUCAAUUCUAUCCGACAAUACCGACAAUCAGUUAGCGUAUCCGAGCUAGAUACCGCGAUUCUUGUCGCCAAUGAAGCUCUGGCCUCGUGUCAUGGUACCACCAACAGCCGAAGCCAGCUAUUACUCCGGGCUGGGAACGCCCUGGUUCUGAAGUACCUGGCGUCCGAUGACGCGAGGUAUCUUGGCUUGGCUGAGGCGUCUUUUCAAGAUGCUAGGCAGGUUCUCGGAAGCGGCGAUCCAACGCUCUUCACUGUACUUCUCAAUCUCCAGCAUAUUGUAUCCAUCAAGCUCGCAGAAUGCAAAGGAGAGGAGUCGGUUAGGUUGCUGGAGCUGAAUCAACUACGAGAGGAAAUGGAGAACGUGGACGAAAAAGGGAGGAACGCGUACAAGCUCGGAACACAGCUGAUGCAAGGCGAUAAACAUCAGUUAGAGGAAUCUCUGUUGUGGUUUCGACAGUCACUUUCAUUCCGACCGCCACAGCAUCCAAGACGUCAGAACACACUUUCGCAUUGUGCCAUUGCCCUACGUAACCGGUUUCAUUCCACGCGCGACUUCCGCGACCUGGAAGAGAGUGCGGCGCUGCACAGAGAAGCACUCGAUCAUCGGCCUCCUGGCCACCCCUCCCGCCCUGCCUCGCUCAACAACCUGGCAUCCUCGCUCUCCGUCCGCUUCCAGCACAAGGGAGACUUCCGUGACCUGGAAGAGUGCCUGUCAUUAUACCAGGAGGCGCUCUCUGUCCUUCCUGAAGGCCACCCUGACCGCCACAUCGCCCUCUUCAACUUGGCAUCCUCGCUUUCCACUCGCUUCAAGCACAAGGGUGACUACCGCGACCUGGAACAGGGUGUGCGACUGCAUAGGGAAGCACUUUCUCUGCGCCCGCCAAGCCACCCCAACCGCCCCCAUUCACUCAACAAUCUGGCAAUCUCAUUGUCCACCCGCUUCGAACACAAGGGUGAUUUCAGCGACCUAGAAGAGUGCUUGACAUUAUACAAGGAACUGCUUUCGCACCGUCCUACAGGCCACCCUGACCGCCCUAACGCGCUUAAUAACCUGGCGAACUCGCUUGGCACUCGAUUCAAGCACAAGGGCGACUUCCGAGACCUGGAAGAGUGCUUGACUCUGCACAGGGAGGCACUCUCGCUCUUCCCAUCAGACCACCCCGACAGUGAGAGAUCGCUCAACAACUUAGCAAACGCCCUUUCAACACGGUUCAAGCACAAAGGCGACCUCCGUGACCUGGAAGAGUCCUUGGAAUUGGGCAGGAAAGUUCUCUCGCUCCGCGGUUCAGACCACCCAGAGUAUCCCAGCUCGCUCAACAAUUUAGCAUCCUCAGUUUUCACGCGGUUCCAGCACAAGGGCGACUUCUGCGACCUAGAAGAAUCCGUGAGAUUGCUCGGGGAAGCGCUGUCUCUCCGCCCGGCAGGCCACCCCGAUCGCCCCACCUCGCUGGACAACCUAGCAUCUAUGCUUCACACCCGCUUCAAACAUAAGGGCGACUUAUGCGACCUAGAAGAGUGCCUGGAAUUGUACAGGGAAGCGGUUUCCUACCGCCCUCCAGGCCAUCACCUCCGCCCCGUCUCGCUCAGCAACCUAGCAUCAUCACUUUCCGUCUGUUUCAACCACAAGGGCAACCUCCUCCUCCUGGAAGAAUGCAUCACAUUGCAUAAGGAAGCGCUGGACCUCCGCCCUGUAGGCCAUCCCGACCGCUCCAUGUCGCUCAACAACCUCGCGGCCUCGCUUUGCACCCGCUUCCAGCACAAGGGCGACUUCCACGAUCUGGAGGAGUCCGUCACCUUGUACAGGGAAGCACUGGACCUUCGCCCUCGUGACCAUCCCGAUCGCCCCACCCCGCUCUUCAAUCUGGCGUCCGCGCUUGUUACACUGUUCGAGCACAAUGGCAUCCUCCACGAUGUGGAAGAAUCCGUGACAUUGCUCAGGGAAGCAGUUUCUAUGCUGCCUGAAGGCCACCCCAGCCGCCCCAUUGCGCUCCACAACUUGGCAACGUCGCUUUCCACUCGCUUCCAGCACAAGGGCGACUUCCACGACUUGGAAGAGUGCGUAAUAUUGCUCAGGGAAGCACUUUUACACCGCCCUGCAGGCCACCCCGACCGUCUGGCCUCGCUCAACAACCUCGCAACAUCGCUUUCCUACCGGUUCAAGCAUAAAGGCGACUUCCGCGAUCUGGAAGAGUGCGUGACAAUGCUCAGGGAGGCUCUCUCUCUCCGCCCUCCAGGCCACCCUGACCGUCCGGGCUCGCUCAACAACCUGGCAAACUCACUUUCCACCCGCUUCAAGCACAAGGGCGACUUGCAGGACCUGGAGGAGUGUGUUACAUUGCACAGGGAGGCGCUCUCUCUCCUCCCUUCGCCUCACCCCGAGCGCUCCAACCCGCUCAACAACCUGGCAGAGUCGCUUUCCACGCGUUUUAAGCGCAAGGGCGAUUUCCGCGACCUGGAAGAGUGCCUGACGUUACUUAGGGAAGCUCUCUCCCUCCGCCCUCCAGGCCACCCCAGCCGCCCCUAUUCACUUAACAAUCUGGCGACCGCACUGUCCACCCGCUUUGAACACAAAGGUGACCUCAGUGACCUUGAGGCAUGCAUCGAGGCCCUGCGGGAGGCUGUUCUUUUGUAUUCCAAGUCGGAUAAUUCACUGGGAGUCAAGCCCGAUUCCACAUGGACUGGUCAUCCCUCUUGCCUUGUGGUAAUUGGGAACCUUGUGGGCGUUCUCACUAGGAGGUACCUGGCAACCAGCGACAACGAUACCCUGAAUGAGUUAUUCCAGCUUCUCAGAUCAGGCACUCAGUUCCACGGGUCGUCGCCAAUGGCGAGGUUACACCACGCCCAGCGCUGGAGUUCAGCUUGCCGACAGUUCAACCGUCCUCAAGUUGCGCUGGAGGCGUACAGUUAUGGGGUCGCCAUUCUCCCUCAUUUAGCCUCUCUCGACCUCACACUGGAACAACGGCAAAACACUCUCGUCUGGGUUAAGGAUUUGUCGAGGGAUGCAGUGCAGUGCGCCAUCGAACAAGGACAGUUGGAGAUGGCGGUUGUCUUUCUCUCCAUUGCACGGUCGGUUUUUUGGUCUCAAGCCCUUCAAUUCCGGGGACCUCUCGACCGGCUGGAUGCCCUCCAUCCUGAUUUGGCGGCAGAAGUGCGCUCAGUCACUCGCCAACUGGAAAUUGCGACCCAAGAAACUUCGCAGGCUCACUCGACGUCGGCCAUGUCAACGCGUCCAUACCUUCUCUCCCAGAAGAGAGAGGAAGUCAUCGCACGAAUUCGAGCGACAGACGGCUUUCAGGACUUUCUCCUCCCCCCUUCCUUCGACACACUCAAGAGCGCUGCCAAACAGAAUCCCAUUGUCUUCCUCAACGCCAGCAAAUACGGAUGCGAUAUCCUGAUCUUGAAACAGGAUGGGACUUUACAUCGUCACCCGCUGUCUACAGAUUUGGAGCGAAUUGCGGGGUUGACGGAUGCGAUUGAGCCGUUAUCGCGAGGACAGGCAGCCGGAAAACAACUCCAACGCAAGAUUGACAGCUUCUGCGAAACCGAAACCCGAAAUACUCGCUUGAAGCUACGUCGUAAAAACAGGGGAACAGCGGAAGACGAUUUCAAGAAGCUUCUCGAGAUCCUCUGGGAUGUGGUAGCUGAGCCGGUUAUCAGAAUUCUAGGUCUGCAAAAGACUGACAACCCGCAACGAAUAUGGUGGUGUCCGACGGGCCCAUUCGCCUUUCUUCCCAUCCAUGCCGCCGGGAUUUAUGCCAACAAUCCUGAGGCGUCCGACUGUCUAUCCGAUUAUGUCGUGUCGUCUUACUGCUCUUCGCCACAAGACCUCAUUGCACCGCCGCCAACACCGAAUCUCGACUACGAAAUGCUUGUUGUUGUCGAGCCAGGAGAUUCAGGGCCGAGUAGACACCGCCUUCCAUUCACCAUGGAGGAGUUGAAGAAGAUUCAGCGUCGAAUCCCGCAUGAACGGCAUUUGGUUACUCGCAUAGGCUCAGCAGAGACUCCCUCCAACCCCGACACAAUCUUGGGCCACAUCAACUCAGCCUCUAUCGUUCACUUCGGGUGCCACGGAUCUCAAGAUUCCUCGAACCCGUUGGAUAGUUCUUUGAUCCUCAGCGGGGGUUGUCUGACCAUGGGAUCACUGAUACGAGGCUGCCGCACGUCCAAUGCUGCCCUUGCCUACCUGAGUGCCUGCGAGACUGCGAUGGGAGACCAGGAACGGCCCGAUGAAUCUCUCUCUUUGGCUGCGACUAUGCAGUUCGCCGGAUUCCGAAGCGUUGUCGCAACGAUGUGGGCCAUCCAAGACGAAGAUGCACCGAUCGUAGCCGAUGUCUUCUACCACCAUCUCUUUCGUCGUGGUACAGCGGCUCCUCCGGACAUAACCGAUGCAGCGUAUGGUCUGCAUCUUGCUGUGAAGAAGCUACGCGACCUGGGGAGACCGUUCCAGCAAUGGGUACCUUUUGUUCAUUAUGGAAUUUGA
This is a messenger RNA of Coprinopsis cinerea okayama7#130, 4938 nucleotides long. RefSeq lists its product as hypothetical. The coding region runs from base 1 to 4938 and encodes 1645 amino acids. The record is from RefSeq and is a predicted model, not a curated record. NCBI's taxonomy places the organism in Eukaryota, Fungi, Basidiomycota, Agaricomycetes, Agaricales, Psathyrellaceae. The transcript has 7 exons. Gene Ontology annotation, molecular function: protein binding.